UCGCUGGUUUAUCAUGGAACCAGGAGCUGAACAGAAAUUUAAGCAGAUUAGUGAAGCUUACGAGGUAUGGGGAGGAUGCUCUUAAAGGUUCUAAUAUGGGCAUGGGGGACUUUACCAAUCCAUUCGAUCUAUUUAGCUCAUUAUUCGACAUGGACAUUGGAAAUAGAGGUGCCAGAAAUAUGGCUGCAGAUGGCGAAGAUCUAAUUUUCAAUCUUUCCUUGACUUUCAAGGAAGCUAUCUUUGGGGUAGAAAAAGAGAUUGAAGUAUCCAGGCUUGACUGCUGUACCACCUGUGAUGGCUCAGGUGCAAAGCCAGGGACCAACACAACUACCUGUACCGCAUGUGGUGGGCAAGGGCAAGUUGUCUCAUCGGCAAGGACUCCACUGGGCGUCUUCCAGCACGUGAUGACAUGUUCUGCCUGUAGUGGGACUGGGGAAAAAUUAACUCCUUGUAACACAUGUGGCGGUGAGGGAAGAGUAAGAAAAUCAAAGAGGAUUAGCUUGAAGGUCCCUGCUGGGGUUGAUUCUGGUAGUCGGUUGAGAGUCAGAUCAGAAGGCAAUGCAGGAAGGAGAGGUGGCAUGCCUGGUGAUCUUUUUGUUGUCAUCAAAGUGAUUCCAGACUCUGUAUUGAAACGGGAUGGUGUGAACAUUCUCUAUACAUGCAAGAUUUCUUAUGUUGAUGCAAUCUUGGGGACAAUAGUGAAGGUGCCAACAGUGGAUGGAAUGGCUGAUCUUAAAAUCCCUGCUGGUAUUCAGCCAGGAACAACUUUGGUCAUGGCAAAGAAAGGUGUGCCCUUGCUGAAUAAAAGCAACAUGAGGGGGGACCAAUUAGUAAGAGUAAAGGUUGAAAUCCCAAGACAGCUGGGUGAUAAAGAAAGGAAGCUUGUUGAAGAACUAGCCAACCUGAAGAAGACCAAGACUCUUAAUGGUAGGAGAUAGAGGGCAUAUUGGCAUCAGCCUUAACCCUGGAAUGCCUGUGGGUUCUGUAUAAUGAGUUAUGCUGCAGCGAUUGAAGUAUUCUUUUGGAUGAUUUUUCUUUUUUAUUUGUGUUUAAUAGUUACAUCCUGUGUAGAAAGACUGGUAGUCUUAGAAAGUGACAAUUGUGUUACUAUGAAUUUAUAUUUGUGUAUAAUUUUUACAUCCUGUGUAGAAAGAUGUGUAUGAUACUUA
Messenger RNA from Theobroma umbraticum, 1169 nucleotides. RefSeq names its product chaperone protein dnaJ A7A, chloroplastic-like. The record is from RefSeq and is a predicted model, not a curated record. Lineage: Eukaryota; Viridiplantae; Streptophyta; Magnoliopsida; Malvales; Malvaceae. Gene Ontology annotation, cellular component: chloroplast thylakoid membrane; cytoplasm. Gene Ontology annotation, biological process: protein refolding; response to heat. Gene Ontology annotation, molecular function: heat shock protein binding; ATP binding.